Molecule: messenger RNA, 657 nt
Organism: Aspergillus wentii DTO 134E9
Lineage: Eukaryota; Fungi; Ascomycota; Eurotiomycetes; Eurotiales; Aspergillaceae
Product: Rcat domain-containing protein
Exons: 2
Coding region: 1-657 (218 amino acids)
Biological process (GO): ubiquitin-dependent protein catabolic process; positive regulation of proteasomal ubiquitin-dependent protein catabolic process; protein polyubiquitination
Cellular component (GO): ubiquitin ligase complex; cytoplasm
Molecular function (GO): ubiquitin protein ligase activity; ubiquitin conjugating enzyme binding; zinc ion binding
Source: RefSeq, a predicted model, not a curated record
AUGGAUGAUGUGGAUGUGCCAGUUGCAAGACCCGUGAAAAUCAAGAUCAAUAUACACCGACUGCCUGCUUUGUCGAAGCCAGCCCCUGCUAUUUUCAGAUGCACGGUAUGCUACGACGACUAUCAACCAUCGAAGCUUGUCCGGUUGCCCUGCAAAGAUCUCUACUGCACAAACUGUCUCAAAAAUCUAUUCCUCCUAUCAACAAACGACCAAAGCCUCUUCCCCCCGAAAUGCCAUGGCCAGGUGAUCCCCAGUUUUCUAAUCUCGGGCAAAAUGACACCCCAACAGCUCGAUUCGUUCAGCAACGCCGAGAUCGAGUUUUCCACAGUCGACAGAACAUACUGCAGCAAUACCGAGUGCAAUCGGUUCCUUCAUCCGCGCCAGGUCACAUCAGAUAGAGCGGGAUGUACCCACUGUGGCAGCGUAACAUGCACCAUUUGCAAGAAACCUGCUCAUCGGGAUGACUGCCCCGAGGAUCACGAUCUACAGGCUACAUUGGCUCUUGCUUUGAAUGAAAAGUGGCAGCGUUGCUUCGCGUGUAGGGCCAUUGUGGAAUUGGAUACUGGGUGUAAUCAUAUGACAUGCAAUUGCGGAGCGCAAUUCUGUUACCUCUGCGGAGAAAAAUGGGGAACGUGCUCCUGCGAAGGAGACGAAUGA